GCCAGUGAGUCAGUGAGAUAAGGUUGGUAGGUUUCACUUAAUCCAGGAAGUCGUCACAGACUGAGGGACGUGGGUAUAAAUCAACCCAGAAUGAAGCUGAAUUCCUCAAUAAAAAGCCGUCCUGCCCUGAGACACAAUGAAGAGGGAACUUUGUCUCAGCAUGGUAACUCCUGCAACCACAAUGGGCUCAGUGAAAUCAGCCGGACUGUCUCUUCUUCUGUUGUCUUUUCUUAUUUACGUAGCUGAAUCUUACCCCAACAUUGAACUAUCAAACAUGGGCUGUGAAGAGUGCACACUGAGAAAGAACAGUGUUUUCUCGAGGGAUCGUCCAGUCUAUCAGUGCAUGGGCUGCUGCUUCUCCAGAGCGUAUCCAACACCUCUUAAGGCCAUGAAGACGAUGACGAUCCCAAAGAACAUCACCUCGGAGGCGACAUGCUGUGUCGCAAAGCACAGCUACGAGAUAGAGGUGGCCGGCAUAAGGGUGAGAAACCACACAGACUGCCACUGCAGCACCUGCUAUUUUCACAAGAUAUGACAGAACUGUGGAUCGGCGCACUCAGCUCGGCAACAGAUUGUGUUUCUCUUCACAUGUACGAACCUUUCUCUGUUUAAAAAAACUUCUUCUUGUGUUGUCAGAUAAUAUUUUUGUAGCCAUUCCGUGUCUGUGACGUGCAAUUAGCCUAUAUAUUUGCAUUGAUAAAUGUGUAUGAUUAAUUGUAGACU
Messenger RNA from Larimichthys crocea (large yellow croaker), 723 nucleotides. It is a transcript of the gene cga, whose product is annotated as glycoprotein hormones, alpha polypeptide. Gene Ontology annotation, molecular function: follicle-stimulating hormone activity. The transcript has 4 exons. Gene Ontology annotation, biological process: thyroid hormone generation; positive regulation of steroid biosynthetic process. Lineage: Eukaryota; Metazoa; Chordata; Actinopteri; Sciaenidae. The coding region runs from base 137 to 535 and encodes 132 amino acids. The record is from RefSeq and is a predicted model, not a curated record. Gene Ontology annotation, cellular component: follicle-stimulating hormone complex; extracellular region.